GGUAAACAAACCGCGUGCGUGAAACAUUUCAUCGCAACUGUCAAACAGUCGGUCAAAACGUCAAAGCAAAUGAUCACCUGCUUGGACAAAAACACAUUCUACCGAAACAUAAACAAACGAUUCAGGCCAAGAUGAGUGGCCAUGAUCUUGCACAUGAAGACGAGGUUCCUGUUGUCGAUGGUGCACAGCUGUAUUCCCAUUGCUAUUUGUGCCACACGCCGGUGGUUCACGAUGAGUUUUGUCAACUAUUUACCGAACCAGAGUUUUCCUCCCCGGCAAAGAUACUUGGUGAUGUGUUAGAUAUGGCGAUAUUACCGGAACUGUGCCACUCGCUGAUCAUUUGUAAAUAUUGUAAAACGCUCUGCUCAGAAUAUCAAUCGCUAAUCGAACGGAUGGAAACGAUACAUAGCCAAAUUACGACAGCCUACAAUCAAACCGUAAUGAAGUUAACCGGCCUGACGGAGAAAGACAUUAAGGAUGGAUUGGUGGCGGUGGAGUACGAUGAUAAUCUUGAAACGGAGUUUCAGAAUUUUAACAAAGAAUUGAUGUCAAUGGAGGAUGUAUUUGGCGUGAGUGAACUGAACCCGGAUGUAAUACAAGUUGAUCCGUCCACCGAACAUUUGCAAGAUGCGAGUGCUGCUUUGCUUGGUACCGAUGAAGUGGUCGAGCACAGUGUGCAGUUUAUAAAUGAUGAUGAACAUGCUACAACUCUACUACCGACCGAUUCCGAUGAGAUGGUGGAAAACAGUCUCUGUCCGGAAGAAUUGAUCACAGAAGAAACUCUACAACGGUUUGUCAUUGGUUCGGGUGAAACAAUUGUUGAAGUAGACGCUGAAGAUGGCACGUCAAUUUAUUGCGUCUAUGGUGAAGGUAUAGAAACGUUCAGCGAAUCGCAAGAGCAACCUGAAACGGUGACUACAAUGCUAAAUAGCAUAAGGGCGGCCAGCGUAUCGGAAGGAGAUGGUGUUAUAUCUCAAGCAAGUGAAAGUGAAACGAAUGAAAUUGAGGAAUCCGUAUCCGUUACUUCACUGUUGUUAAACGAAGUAGAUGCCGCUGGAGCAGGAUCUCCAUCACCAUCCCAGGGAGACGAUUUACGACCGUAUUAUAUAAAGAUAGAAAACUAUUAUUACUGCACACUCUGCCCAUCGGACGAGACAACGGUUACCACAAGUGGCAUAAAGCUGAUGGCGGAACAUUUGCAAGAAGCGCAUAAUCAACCAUUACACACGUGCGAACUGUGCGAUGCUAUAUUUUUCCUGCGCGCCGAUUACGUAGAACACUUAGCACAGCAUACGAAGGAAACAAAAACUGUGCAAGAAAAUGAGCUAAACCCUGAUCAGUGCGACACAACGUUCGUCAAGCAGCAUGCACUUGAACAGCACCAAAAGACGCACCAGACCGAGAAAAAUAAGCGAUGGAACUGUGAGCUAUGUGACAAGAAGUACACGUCGAAAGCAUUCUUUGAGGUGCACAUGAACAAGCACGCCGGCAUACGGCCGUACAAGUGUACCGUGUGCACGAAAGAUUUCAGCUCCAAGUACGCACUGGCGGUUCACCUGAAAACGCACUACGCUCGUCCCCGUACGUUCGUUUGCAGCGAGUGCGGCAGUGCGUUUUACAGUCGGCACAAUUUAGUACAGCACGAGCGGACCCAUCGGGCCGAGCGGGAGUUUGAGUGUGGUGAUUGUGGGAAGAAAUUUUUCACCCAGCAUAAUUUGAACGUGCACAAGGUUAUUCACAGCAGCAAUAAGGCAUUUGCUUGCCGGCAGUGUGGGAAAAAAUUUGCAAGGAAAGCGGAAGUGCGAGACCACGAGCGUACCCAUACAGGUGAGAAACCGUUUGUGUGCGAUAUGUGCGAUUUAACCUUUGCCCAACGUUCCAACCUUAACUCCCAUAAGCGAUUAACACAUUUUAACGACAAGCGGUACAAAUGUGACCUAUGUGAUGCUUCUUUCAAACGGCGAAGAUUGCUUGUCUAUCAUACCAGAGCGAUGCACACGGGAGAGCGACCGUACAAGUGCGAUCUUUGUCCAGCUUCGUUCGUUUAUCCGGAACACUUUCAAAAGCAUAAACGCAUACACACGGGCAUUAAACCGUACGCGUGUGAGGUGUGCCAUAAAACGUUCACCAGUCAGGAUAAUCGGAAUGCGCAUCGUUAUGUCCAUAGCGUUAAGAAACCGUACGAAUGUGUUACGUGCGGUACUGGGUUUAUGCGCAAAGCGCAACUGUACACACACAUGCAGGAGAUGGAACAUUUGAAUGAUACGAUCGUGGUGAAUCAGCCGCGCAUUAGUGCAAACAAUUUGCUCGAGUUCGAAACGGAAUCAUUCGUGGUCGACGGUCAGACGGAGGAUGGUGAGCAAAACCAGGAAGUGGAAUGUUCGGACGAUGAACAGCCACAGAUAGCAUUCAUUAGCGUACCAGACUUUGAUGAUGGUGUGUCAGAAAUGGAAUAGGUAAUACGGUUUCUAUGGUUUGAGAGUUUUUUUUGUUAACAGGAUUUGUAAUGAUUGACUUUUUCAGCACCUGCCUUCAGUAUGCAUAGAGCCGUCUGGGUGCAUUUCUUCUACAUUUUCUUAUUUUUUAUGCAUUAAGACUUACAAUUAGAUAUGUUAGUAUAUGAUACUAUAUUGUGUACAGAAAAUGCAAGAUGCUUUCGUUAUCGAAAAGCGAUAUAUAAAUAAAAUGCUGUAUUAAGCAGAUGAUCUUUUCUAAA
Anopheles funestus (African malaria mosquito) is the source of this 2716-nucleotide messenger RNA. Its product is annotated as zinc finger protein 271-like. The record is from RefSeq and is a predicted model, not a curated record. NCBI's taxonomy places the organism in Eukaryota, Metazoa, Arthropoda, Insecta, Diptera, Culicidae. Bases 132 to 2456 code for a protein of 774 amino acids. The transcript is spliced from 5 exons.